CGGUGUGGGUGUAUCGCGGCGCGGAGCCGUGUCGGUGUCGCGGCGAUGGACACGCUGGGCAGGAAAGUGGUGGUGUGCGACAACGGCACCGGGUUUGUGAAAUGUGGCUAUGCAGGCUCGAAUUUUCCAGAGCACAUUUUUCCAGCUUUGGUUGGAAGGCCCAUUAUAAGAUCAACUGCUAAAGUAGGAAACAUUGAAAUCAAGAAUAACAAAAUGAUGGAUCUGAUGGUUGGUGAUGAAGCCAGUGAAUUACGAUCAAUGCUGGAAGUGAAUUAUCCGAUGGAGAAUGGCAUAGUUCGAAACUGGGAUGAUAUGAAGCACCUUUGGGAUUACACGUUUGGACCAGAAAAACUUAAUAUUGACACAAAAAAUUGUAAAAUACUACUCACAGAGCCUCCCAUGAAUCCGACUAAAAAUAGGGAGAAGAUUGUGGAGGUUAUGUUUGAGACGUACCAGUUUUCUGGGGUGUAUGUAGCCAUCCAGGCUGUUCUUACUCUGUAUGCUCAAGGUUUGUUGACUGGUGUUGUUGUGGACUCUGGAGAUGGUGUGACUCACAUUUGCCCAGUUUAUGAAGGCUUCUCCCUCCCUCACCUCACGAGACGGUUAGAUAUUGCUGGGAGGGACAUCACUAGGUACCUCAUUAAGCUCCUCUUGCUGCGAGGUUAUGCUUUCAACCAUUCUGCUGAUUUUGAGACGGUUCGCAUGAUCAAGGAGAAGCUGUGUUAUGUGGGAUACAACAUUGAACAGGAGCAGAAGCUGGCACUAGAGACCACAGUUCUAGUUGAAUCCUACACGCUCCCAGAUGGCAGGAUUAUCAAAGUUGGUGGAGAACGGUUUGAGGCACCAGAGGCUCUCUUCCAGCCUCACUUAAUCAAUGUUGAAGGGGUUGGUGUGGCUGAAUUGCUGUUCAACACCAUCCAGGCUGCUGACAUUGAUACCAGGUCUGAAUUCUACAAGCACAUUGUGCUGUCUGGAGGGUCUACCAUGUACCCUGGGCUGCCUUCACGGCUGGAGCGGGAGCUGAAACAGCUCUACCUGGAACGAGUUCUGAAAGGAGAUGUGGAAAAACUCUCGAAAUUUAAGAUCCGAAUCGAAGAUCCCCCUCGUCGAAAGCACAUGGUGUUUCUGGGGGGUGCUGUUCUAGCAGACAUCAUGAAAGACAAAGACAACUUCUGGAUGACCCGACAAGAGUACCAAGAAAAGGGAGUGCGUGUGCUGGAGAAGCUUGGUGUGACUGUUCGAUAAAUCCCAAAGCUUGUUCCCAUCACGUGUCUAAAGCUUUUUUCUUUCAUUGCCAAUCUCUGAACUCACUCAGCUACAUGCUAUGGAAGGGCCUGUCUGUGGCCUUUUGACCCAAACGUCAGGUUUUGUUCUGGUUUCUUGGGGUAGCUUUUGUUAAAUGUUUCUUAAUGUGGCUAAAUUUGACUAUUAAAUUUGACCACUUCCCUGCAAACAAAACGGAGCAAGAGCAGCCUGUCUACUUCAUUGUUCCCUCCCAGUAGGCAGUUGGGUAAUUCUGGUAGGCUUUUUCUUCUGGGUUUAUUGCUGUAGUCCUGCUAGCUUUUGUCUCUAGUUCACAAGGGGUUGUGUGCCUUUUUUAGCAUAAGAAAACCUUUAAACAAGAGUUUUUGCUAUUGGAUCAUUGUGGUGGUUAUCUUUGCAUCUUCAUGCCUCUCUCUACACAUUGUUUUUUUUUUUUUCUUUUUUUUCUUUCCUGCAAUUAGGAAUUUUGAUUAAACAUUGUUAAAAACUA
Messenger RNA from Cinclus cinclus, 1753 nucleotides. RefSeq names its product actin related protein 2 (gene ACTR2). The transcript has 10 exons. The record is from RefSeq and is a predicted model, not a curated record. Gene Ontology annotation, molecular function: actin filament binding. Gene Ontology annotation, cellular component: actin cortical patch; Arp2/3 protein complex. NCBI's taxonomy places the organism in Eukaryota, Metazoa, Chordata, Aves, Passeriformes, Cinclidae. The coding region runs from base 46 to 1245 and encodes 399 amino acids. Gene Ontology annotation, biological process: Arp2/3 complex-mediated actin nucleation.